Messenger RNA from Lachancea lanzarotensis, 516 nucleotides. Its product is annotated as LALA0S06e03576g1_1. NCBI's taxonomy places the organism in Eukaryota, Fungi, Ascomycota, Saccharomycetes, Saccharomycetales, Saccharomycetaceae. The coding region runs from base 1 to 516 and encodes 171 amino acids. The record is from RefSeq and is a predicted model, not a curated record. The transcript has a single exon.
AUGAUAACAUUCCCAAUAUGGGGUGUUGGCCAUGAAAAUUCGGUCCCACUACGCUCGUGGGUGUUCCUGGAGCCAUUCAAUGGUGUUUUGUGUCAUUUGAGAAAACGUCCCGUGCCUUUAUCUAUAUUUAUCUCCCUACAUAGAGCCCGAUCCCUAAGAAGUAGCAGCAACGACUAUUUACUUGAGUCACUCACUGUGCUCAUUUGCGUCGCAAAACACCACUCGCUUCCUGUGGUUACUGGAGUUCCAGCUAUGGCUUGUAAUGUGUACUUCCUUCAUGGGAGAACUGGCUCUAUCACUUUUAACUACUGUGUCAUCCACAUCUUAGACCAGAGUCACGUGACUAGAAAAUUACCGUAUCUGCUCCGCCUAAAACCAUCCUUUGAACCACUUCUGACGCUUCGACAAGUAAUUCCAUAUCCAAUGGUUCUCAUUUCUGAAACCAAGAAUAUUCAAACUAGUCUAUCAACGUCCGUUAAGUGGUAUUCUCUCAUAAGUAAAAAACUUCGAAAAUAA